GCAGACACGAGCCUGCACGGCGCGGUGCAAAUCCCGACACCCAACAUGGACGCCCUGGCCAGCAUGUCUGUUGUGCUGAACAACUAUUACGUUCAGCAGGAGUGCACACCUUCGAGGGCAUCGCUGAUGACCGGUCUGUUUCCGAUUCACCACGGCCUACACUAUCCCUUGAUGCCGGCUUCGACAUCCGGCCUGCCCCUGCAAAUGAAGUUAUUGCCUGAACAUUUGAAGGACCUGGGAUACGAAACGCAUAUGGUUGGAAAGUGGCACUUGGGAUACAGCAGCUUUAACGCGACGCCCACCAGGCGUGGUUUCGACAGCUUUUACGGCUACCUCAAUGGUUUCAACGAUUACUAUCAGCACCUGUUGGAAUACGGCGAUCACAAGGGACUCGACUUCUGGAACAACACUGAGCCGCUUCCGCUGGAGGACGACACCUACGCCACGACGCGAUUCGCAGAGCGGGCCAGAUCUAUCAUUCGAAACAGAGACAAAUCCAAGCCCAUGUUCCUGUACCUGGCUGAACAGGCCACGCACAGCGCCUACUCGCCGGUGUCGCUUCAGGCUCCAGACGCCAACGUUGAGAAGUUUACCUAUAUCGGCGACCAAAACAGGGCCAUUUAUGCUGGAAUGGUAGACGCCCUGGACCAGUCGAUCGGCUCCCUGAUGGAGGCGCUGGAAGAGGCUGGAAUGCUGAGUAACACCCUGCUCGUAUUCAGCGCGGACAACGGCGCUCUCCCGUACGGGCCCGGCCAGAACUACGGCUUCAAUUGGCCCCUGCGAGGCACGAAACUCAGCCUUUGGGAAGGCUCCCUCCGAGCCGCGGCUUUUGUAUGGAGCCCCUUGCUGGACAAUAGCCCUCGCGUAAGCACCGACCUCAUGCACGUGAGCGACUGGCUGCCCACGCUCUAUUCGGCUGCCGGAGGUGACAUCGAAGGGCUUGGCAAUAUAGAUGGCGUGGACAUGUGGCAGGCCUUGCACAUGGUAGGGCUGUCGCCACGCACGGAGUUACUGCACGACAUCGAUGCGGAUGCCGGAACAGCGGCCAUUCGUUACGAAGACUACAAGCUGGUUGUGGGAAGCUACGGAGACCCAUGGGACGGACGUUACGAGGUUCAUUCGUUUCCUACCUUCGUUCUGACGGCAACAAACGUGCUCACGGAGAAGUGCCCGCAGGUGAUCGGCAGCAGUGGACCUCAGAGGGACCUGGACGAAAUGCAGGCGGAAUCAAGGACAGCGCGUGUUCUCAGUCGAUUCUACCAUGACCCGAGACUGGUAGAGCGUGGAAGCAGCGAAUGGAGGCGGGAGGCGACGGUCGACUGCGGACGGGACGCAAGCACGACGAAUUUCGCCUCCGGUGAGCCGAGCUACCUGUACAACUUGAAAGAGGACCCCUGCGAACUGCACAACCUGGCCAACGAAAGCUCAAAGAUGGUGUCCUUCUUGCUGGAGAAGUUGAGCGCCUACAGAGAGUCUGCCCGUCCCGAGAUCGUCGGCGACGUAGACGAAAGGGGUUACCCCGAGAAACACAACGGCGUUUGGGCACCUUGGGAGUAA
Rhipicephalus sanguineus (brown dog tick) is the source of this 1557-nucleotide messenger RNA. Its product is annotated as arylsulfatase B. Lineage: Eukaryota; Metazoa; Arthropoda; Arachnida; Ixodida; Ixodidae. The coding region runs from base 46 to 1557 and encodes 503 amino acids. The transcript is spliced from 9 exons. The record is from RefSeq and is a predicted model, not a curated record.